UGCCGCUUACAUUCGACAAUCUCUCCGAUAUUCAGACUUCUAUCAUCCUCACGUGUGACGAUGACACGGUGCGAUGGGUCGCCAGCACCGCUGGUCAUUUUCUUAUGCUAAGCGCAAGCGAAUUUACAGUUCUUUCUCGCAACCUUUUCGAUCCGUCUAUUCACCUCACCUGUUCUGACUCACGUUUAAAUUGUUCUCUUCUGGCACGGAGUAUCUCUCCCUCCGACUUAUAAAAUCUUAAACGGAUCAGCGACGGCAGGAUUUUACCCUUUAUACUGCUCAUUCGCGACGCUCCGUCUGUGCUGGUUGCGCUAUGCAAAAGAACCUCGCUCUGCAUCAUCACUGUGGUAUCUUCUACAAGGCUACUACGCUCUUGUUUAACCCUUCCGACCAACGCCCCGUCAGCAAAAUAUCCCUCGUCUCCUUCAUCUCUCACUUACUACGCUAAGUCGGUAUUGACCCCUCCCACUACAGUGGUCGUAGUUUUCGAAUCGGAGGGGCAAAGUCCGCAGUCCCUCGCUGGCUUAACCGACUAUGAGAUCAAACUCCUAGGCUGA
This is a messenger RNA of Porites lobata, 557 nucleotides long. Lineage: Eukaryota; Metazoa; Cnidaria; Anthozoa; Scleractinia; Poritidae. The record is from the annotation of a GenBank genome assembly.